AUGUCCAAGUCCUUGCUAGUCGUCGCCUACUUUUACUUGCUCUCAUGCUGUCUUUCAGCAGUUGCGCGUGUAAUUCAAAAUGCCUCCAUUUUUUCAGCCAUGGCGGAAGUUCCUACCUUCAACGGCGCGUCCUCUUCCGUGAGCUCCGAUUGCAGCUUUUCUGAGCCGGCCCAAGAACGCGGUGCCUGUAAAAACAAAGACUUCCCGGUGAAAAAGCCACCCGUGGUCUUCAAUCUUAAGCACUCGUCCGCCGCCGGAAAAAAGAUCCAACCUUUGGAUUCUUUAACGGCGUCCGCCGCAAAAGACUCGACGAGAAUUCAAAGGCUCCACUCGAGAAUUGUUCAGAAGAUGCAGAAGAGCAGCAUUUCUGACAAGAACCCGAUAAUCCGGCCCGCCCCCUCGCCGGAAUAUUCCUCCGGCGGCCUCGACGGGCGCCUCGUGGCCACCUUGGAGUCCGGCGUCAGCCUCGGUUCCGGUGAGUACUUCAUGGACGUGUUCGUGGGCACCCCUCCCAGGCACUUCUCAUUGAUCCUCGACACGGGCAGCGACCUCAACUGGAUACAAUGCGUCCCUUGCCACGACUGCUUCGACCAAACGGGUCCUUACUACGACCCGAACGAGUCGAGCUCUUACCGAAACGUGGGCUGCCGGGACCCGCGCUGCGGGCUUGUUUCAUCCCCCGAGCCUCCUGUGGACUGCCGGGCCCAAAACCAGAGCUGCCCGUAUUACUACUGGUACGGGGACAGCUCCAACACGACGGGCGAUUUUGCGGUCGAGACUUUCACGGUGAACCUUACGGGCCGGGCCGGUGGGUUCGAGUCGUUCGGGCUCAGACGGGUCGAGAAUGUGAUGUUUGGGUGCGGCCAUUGGAACCGUGGGCUGUUUCAUGGGGCGGCGGGCCUGUUGGGCCUUGGGCGUGGGCCCCUCUCGUUCGCGUCCCAGCUCCAGUCGCUUUACGGGCACUCGUUUUCGUACUGUCUUGUGGACCGGAAUAGUAACUCGAGCGUUAGCAGCAAGUUGAUUUUCGGCGAGGAUAAAGAUUUGAUGGACAGCAAGGAAAUGAACUUUACGGGCCUAGUUGGCCCGAACGAGGGUCCAGGAGAAACGUUUUAUUAUGUGGGGAUAAAGUCGAUCGUGGUUGGAGGGGAGGUAUUGGAAAUUCCGAACGAGACGUGGGGUUUCUCGUCGGAGGGAGGUGGAGGAACGAUCGUGGACUCGGGGACUACGCUUACCUAUUUUGUGGAGCCGGCUUAUCGGGUCAUCAAGGAGGCAUUCGUGAAGAAGGUCUUGGGCUACCCGUUUGUGGAGGAUUUUCCGAUUUUGGGUCCUUGUUAUAAUGUGUCGGGCAUGAUAGGCACGGUUGAUCUGCCCACGUUCUCGAUUGUGUUUGGGGAUGGGGCGGUUUGGAGUUUCCCGGUCGAGAAUUAUUUCAUCAGGCUCGACCCGGAGGAUGUGUUGUGUUUGGCGAUUCUUGGGACUCCUCGUUCGGGCCUGUCGAUAAUCGGGAACUAUCAGCAGCAGAAUUUUCGUGUUGUGUACGACACGAAGCGCUCGAGGCUGGGUUUUGCGCCGGCUAGGUGUGCAAGUAUGUGA
Messenger RNA from Striga hermonthica, 1593 nucleotides. NCBI's taxonomy places the organism in Eukaryota, Viridiplantae, Streptophyta, Magnoliopsida, Lamiales, Orobanchaceae. The record is from the annotation of a GenBank genome assembly.